Messenger RNA from Pestalotiopsis fici W106-1, 888 nucleotides. RefSeq lists its product as uncharacterized. The transcript has 2 exons. The coding region runs from base 1 to 888 and encodes 295 amino acids. The record is from RefSeq and is a predicted model, not a curated record. Gene Ontology annotation, molecular function: oxidoreductase activity, acting on NAD(P)H, oxygen as acceptor. Lineage: Eukaryota; Fungi; Ascomycota; Sordariomycetes; Amphisphaeriales; Sporocadaceae. Gene Ontology annotation, cellular component: intracellular anatomical structure.
AUGUCGGCAAUCUUCAAGUCCGCCAACACAGCCGUCAUUACGGGCGGCGCCUCGGGUAUCGGUCUGGCGCUGGCUAAACGCUGCGCCGGGGCCGGCAUGAAGGUGCUGGUCGCGGACCGAGACGCCGCGUCCCUCGCAGCGCUGCCCUCUGUAAUCCCUCAGAACACACCUCUGACGGCUGAAAUGGACGUGUCGAACCCGGCGGAUUGGACAUCGCUCAAGGCGCGAGUCGACGCCGAGCUGGGCGGCCGGGUAUCGCUCCUGGCCCUCAACGCCGGCAUGGGGGCCCGGACCAGCUUUGACGAGGGCAGCGCCGUCGAGGUGGACAAGUGGCAGGCCGUGUUCCAGACCAAUGUGUUUGGCGUGGUCCAAGGUCUGGCGCAUCUGCUGCCCCUGGUUCCGCGCGGUGGUGGUGGUGGUGGUGAUGAGCCCGCCGCCGUUGUCAUCACGGGCUCCAAGCAGGGCAUCACCAACCCGCCCGGCAACCCGGCCUAUAACGCCUCCAAGGCCGCGGUCCGCUCGCUGGCCGAGCAGCUGUCGUACUCGCUGCGGGGUACCUCGGUCGGCGUCCACAUGCUGGUUCCCGGCUGGACGUGGACAGGGCUCGCCGGCGGUGUGGCCGGCGGUAUUCGCGACAACGAAAAGGGCCAGCAGAGCAAGAAGCCCGAUGCGGCCUGGUGGCCGGAGCAGGUUGUCGAGUACCUCGAGGCCAAGAUGAAUGAGGGACAGUUCUGGGUUCUAUGCCCGGACAACGAGGUUACCGAGGACAUGGACCGCAAGCGUAUGCUCUGGAGUGCUGGAGACGCUGUCAAUGGUCGGAAGCCGCUGAGCCGCUGGAGGGACGAGUAUAAGGAGGAGGCCGCCGAGUUUAUGAAGAAAGACCUGUAG